Messenger RNA from Darwinula stevensoni, 1653 nucleotides. The record is from the annotation of a GenBank genome assembly. NCBI's taxonomy places the organism in Eukaryota, Metazoa, Arthropoda, Ostracoda, Podocopida, Darwinulidae.
AUGCUGGAGCAUGCGCCUCAAGGACGCAACACGAACCGGAAGAACACGAGCGAAGUCUAUGGAAUAAAAGUGCAAGCGACCUCGAAGAAGGCUCCAGCCCCCCAAAGAUCGAGGCAGAAAUUCCCCGGAAACGGAAGGAUGCGGCGGAACCGACUGGAUGUGCAGGGCCUUGGGCCCGUGUUGACGACUGGCACCCUGGGAUCGCUUCACCGGUUGGCCUUGGGGCUCAUCUUAGUGAAGAACAAGACGCCCAACUACCGAGUCACCUUCCCCCAAGCCCUGACUCAUGCACGAGUCCUUGAGGACGAAGGGAGGAAAGCAUCCAGUCAUGCGACUCACCUGGAGGCCGGAGAGGGUGAAUGCAGGGAUGCGACGCAAGCUCAGGCGCUGAUGCUCCCACAGCAGCUGCUCGGCAUUCAGAUUGAUCUUCCGGUGUACGAUGCUCACAUUCACGCUCGGGUACAAAAUGCCAUAUUGGAAGUACUUACAAGUUUGUGGGUACUAAAAAGGGAGAAGCCAGACCUGAAGGAGACCUCCUUCGAGACCAUCGAGCUGAUCCUCGAGCCACCGCCGCGUGCCCUGGAAGUUCAGCUUUCCACCCCCCGAGAGAAGGAAGAGGAUGAUAUGAGGAAAAUCAUUACACAAGUUGUGACCAUAAAAACCCUCACUGACUUAGGUGAACACUCCAAGAGAACAGGUAACAGAACCUGGGACCCUUACCAUGAGCAGCAGAAGGGGAGGAAUCUGCCAGGGAUCCAUGGUGCAUCUCCCAGUAGAUGUCCAUCACUUCUGGGGACUCCAGGGCAAAGUACACUGGAAUGUCUGUCUCCUCAUUCAGCAUUGCCGACUCGAGAUCCAGGGAUACCUAAAAAGAGCAUCAUAGGAAGUGAAGGAAGACAUGUUUUGCGGAAGGAUGAUCAGGAGUGCCCCGACACCCAGAGAAUGCAGUCGUCGCCAGAGCUCCAGCCCUCCUUCCUGCAGGAUCUCGGUCCACCGAGCCACGACACACUUCCGCAUUACGUUCUUGGCUGCCAGCGCUUCCAUCUGCCACUAUGUUUGGAGCAGCAGGUGCCAUUGGAAGUGUAUGGGGCAUGGAGUGGAAGUUGGUUCUCCAAUACCUCCCCUUCUAUAAUACCAAGUACAGCUUUGAAGAAGAAAAAUCCUAGCCGAGUUCAUGAUUGUAGGACCGAGCUCGCUGAAGUUCGACCAGAGUACUAUCACGAUACCACACUCUUGCCAGACUGUCUGGCAUGGAAGAGUCUACUGAGCAAUGGGAUUCACCUCCAAAAAUCACAAUGGAUGAAGCAGAAUACUAUUGAGCAACGAGAUAUACCUCCACCAAUCACAGCCGUUGUUGUCUCACGGGUCACUGCACGGCAGCUGCACAAAUACAACAGUACAAGCUUACUCACAAAAGAAAGACAAGAGAAAGAAACCACAGACCUGCCAGCAUUCCGUGACACAAGGACCAAGAUGGGUGGAGGCGGGACGGAAGUGUUUGCCCUCAGGGAGAGCGAGUGCAUGUCGAGAGACGACACGAUGCAGGUAUCCUCAACGUCCCUUCGGCACUUCCCCUUCAUGGGACAGCAUUUUCGCAUGUCGGGUCGCCACAUUCCAUUUGCCUCGGUGGCACCGUGGAACAAGAUCAACUGA